Mycotypha africana is the source of this 609-nucleotide messenger RNA. RefSeq lists its product as uncharacterized. Lineage: Eukaryota; Fungi; Mucoromycota; Mucoromycetes; Mucorales; Mycotyphaceae. The annotation marks the transcript as partial. The record is from RefSeq and is a predicted model, not a curated record. The transcript has a single exon.
CUUCUACCCCAUAUCACCCGAGCUGAUAGUCGCUCCCUAUGGUACCAACUGUCAAUGGCGAAUCCAAUCUGGAAGUGCAACCCGUCCAUCAACGAUAGCCGAACGCUACGACAGGCCAUCGAUGCAUACCGUCAAGAUAAUCUCAAUGCAACACGCUCCGCGCCUCACUCGAAACUGAUUAAAUGCUGCCGUCCAACCAUCUCUCUUGACCCUAUUCUUUGGCUUCCCAUGUCUUUUAUUGAACGUAGUCGCUGCCUUAGAUAUAGGCUGGGCUGGCUUCCAAACAACUAUUCCGCCCAUUGCCUGCAUCACCCAUCACGCACUCUCACGAAAGACCAUGCCAUCGAAUGCCUCAAUAUGCACAACCGUCUACAGCUGCCACACGACAUCUCUGAUCCCAUUUCUCACCUGUUGAACCAGCUUCCAACCCGACCAAUAAAACAGCGCGCCAAUGCUCCCGUCAACUGGAGCAUAGUCUGGCCAAUUGUCCAACUGCUACUUUUUGAAGUCGAUUACCUUCAACAUGAGAAAAUGCCUCCCACCCCGUCAGAAACAUUAGGACAGCUUUUCCUAGAUUGGCUCUAUGCGCCCACAACCACCAAUACUUAA